Messenger RNA from Debaryomyces hansenii CBS767, 1986 nucleotides. RefSeq names its product divalent metal ion transporter. The coding region runs from base 1 to 1986 and encodes 661 amino acids. The record is from RefSeq and is a predicted model, not a curated record. Gene Ontology annotation, cellular component: plasma membrane. Gene Ontology annotation, molecular function: manganese ion transmembrane transporter activity; cadmium ion transmembrane transporter activity. The transcript has a single exon. NCBI's taxonomy places the organism in Eukaryota, Fungi, Ascomycota, Pichiomycetes, Serinales, Debaryomycetaceae. Gene Ontology annotation, biological process: iron ion transport; intracellular manganese ion homeostasis.
AUGAAUAGUUUGACGAGAGGUGGUAACAGCAUUAAAAGGCUAUUUGGUGAUGCAUAUUCGAUAUUGAGAAAAUACUCCAGAUUCAUAGGACCCGGGUUAAUGGUUUCUGUGGCAUACAUGGAUCCAGGGAAUUAUUCUACUGCUGUGGCUGCUGGUUCAGCUUUCAAGUAUAAAUUGCUUUUCCUGAUAUUGCUUUCGAACUGCUUGGCGGUGUUUUUACAGAUAUUGUCAGCCAAGUUGGGGGCGGUAACAGGAUUGGAUUUGGCGGCCAAUUGCAAAGCCAAUUUAUCGUUUAGAGUUAACAUAUUCAUUUACUGCUUAGCAGAACUAGCUAUCAUUGCUACAGACUUAGCUGAAGUUGUGGGGACUGCAAUUUCGUUAAAUAUUUUGUUCGAUUUACCGUUGUUAGCGGGGGUAAUAGUGACAGUCGUUGAUGUAUUGAUUGUGUUGAUGGCAUAUAAACCAAAUGGUCCGCUUAUAUUCGUGAGAAUUUUUGAAUCGUUUGUUUCAGUUUUAGUCGGAGCGACGGUAGUCUGCUUUGCAAUUGAGUUAUACCAAGUGUCUCAUGAAGAAGGCAUUAAUUUUUCAACCUGGGAAGUCAUAAAGGGUUUCAUGCCAAAUGAGAAAGUGGUGGAUAUGAGCGAUCGUGAUGGAGGAAAUGGGUUGUAUUUGAGUUUGGCAAUUUUGGGUGCAACGGUUAUGCCGCAUUCCUUGUAUUUAGGAUCAGGAUUAGUCCAAGCGAGAUUAAAGGACUAUGAUAUUAAACAUGGACAUUACAAGCCUUUAACAGAUGAACCAUCCAACUCGGAAGAAAGUGCUGAUCCCGAACAUAACGACGAGUUUGAAAGGAAUGAACAUCCUGAUCAAUGCACAACUAAUCCGUUCGAAAAGGAUGAAGACGAGGAUGAAAAUGAUCAUUAUAGGCCAUCGAUACACUCGAUUAAUGAUACAAUGACCUAUACUAUAGUUGAAUUAGUGAUUUCAUUAUUUACCGUGGCCUUAUUUGUUAAUUCGGCUAUAUUGAUAGUUGCUGGUGCAACACUUAACAAUAACAAACAUAAAAGAGACGACGACCACGACGGUAAUGACACAGAUGAUAGUGACGAUGAAGAUGAUUACCAAAAUGCUGAUUUAUUCACGAUUUACAAUUUAUUAUCCACACACUUAUCUCCAACCGCAGGAUUUGUAUUUGCUCUCGCAUUGCUUUGCUCAGGUCAAAGUGCAGGUGUUGUGUGUACAUUAGCGGGUCAAAUGGUACUGGAAGGCUUCUUGCUGUGGAGUUUGCCCCCAAUUACAAGAAGACUAAUCACCAGAGGAUUAGCUAUUAUUCCUUGUUUAGUAGUUGUUACCUUAGCGGGCCGUGAAGGGUUGUCUAACGUUUUGAAUAUGAGUCAAGUCGUGUUGGCGAUCUUGUUACCAGUUGUCAGUGCUCCAUUGAUUUGGUUUACUUGUUCUAAGGAAAUCAUGAAAGUACCUAUUUUCGUCAGGGAUGGGGAUGAAGAGGUUGAUAUCAUGUUAGAUGACGACAUGGAUAGCAGUAUUUCGAGAACAAUCACUACCAGCAGCGCGGCCACCUUAACAAACGGUAAAGUAAAGAGAUUCAAGAGUACUGAGCCAGCAAUUAGAUUGCAAGAUUUGAGAAAUUCCCACCCGUGCGCAGGGUGGGACGACGAUGAAGCAGAAGCGUCCGAAGAACAACAACGAUUGAUUAAUCACAAUAACGACAGCGAUAGUGAGAUAACUACAAGCCUUGGUGCAAACGAAUUCCAGUAUGGCCAACAUCGUAGAAAUAUUUCAGCAGGAAGUGAUACUUAUGCCAACACUAUAAUUGAAUCAGAAGAGGACACAUACCGUGUUAAGGGUUACAAGGAUAUGAGUAAUGGACCGGUUACUGCAUUUACGGCUGUUUUAGUAUGGGGUUUUAUCACUUGUUUAAACAUAUAUUUAUUAGGAAGUUUGAUAUUAGGAUAUGAUGUUCCACUUUGA